AAUUGAUCUUUGUACAACUCCAUAAUUCAUUGCCCUAACCAAAUGGCUACCAUUAUUAUCUCUAUUAUUUUCAUCCUUCAAUUAUUUUUGCAAAAUUGUCUAGUCCUUGCUAGUCCAAUUCUUGGCCAAAGUAGACAAGCUUUGGAGAUAAUCAUCGGCGGAGGUGGUGGAGUACCUCCACCGGAUAAUCAAGAUUGUCCACCACCUCCUCCGCCACCAGAACCUCCUUGCCCUCCGCCACCAUCGCCACCAUUGCUCCUCUUUGAAAGUAAACGUAUCGAGAUUGCCUAUCAUGUCAUCCAAAAGUUAAAGUCCAAAAUCAAAUGUGACCCUUUACAUAUUACAAAAACAUGGAUUGGCUCUGAUGUUUGUAACAAGUACAAAGGUUUUCGUUGUGCCACGGUUCCUGACUUAAAGGUAAAAGCACUAGCUGCUGUGGACUUCAAUCAGUACCAAUUUGAUGGCCCUGACCUUACUAUUGACGGCUUUCUUGAUGAAUUACCAGACAUAACAAUCUUCCACGCAAAUACCAACAAUUUUAAAGGUACAAUCCCCAAGAAAAUCGCGAAUCUUCGUUAUCUCUAUGAGCUAGACCUUAGCAACAACAAAUAUAAUGGUGAAUUCCCAAAUAACAUUGUUUUUGGUGCCAAGAAAUUGUAUUUCUUGGACCUUAGGUUCAAUUCAUUUUCCGGGUUGGUUCCCCCUGAAGUUUUCCUGUUAAAUCUCGAUGUUCUGUUCAUCAACAACAACAAUUUAAUCCAAAAACUUCCUGAUAACUUGGGAUCAACUCCAGUUCUUUACUUAACUUUAGCCAACAACAAAUUCACCGGUCCAAUUCCUCGUAGCAUUGGUCAAGCUUGUAAAUCAUUACGCGAAGUUCUGUUCUUGAACAACCAGCUCACUGGAUGCUUGCCUUAUGAAAUUGGGCUUUUAAGUAAAGCCACAGUUUUCGAUGCGAGCAAAAAUCAGUUAACAGGAAAAAUACCUCAUUCAUUUGGAUGUUUAGCUAAGAUGGAGAUACUUAACUUGGCACAAAAUCAGUUCUACGGAGCUGUGCCUGAACUCGUGUGCAAACUCUGCAAUUUGAAAAAUUUGAUGCUGAGUUACAAUUACUUCACUGAAGUUGGGCCGGAAUGCAAGAAGUUAAUUCAGAAAAAGGUUCUUGAUGUGAAAAUGAACUGCAUUCCAGGCUUGCCAAUGCAAAGAUCAGCAGAGGAAUGUGCUGCAUUUUUCUGUAAGCCAAGAUCAUGUCCUGAUGAAAAGUCAAUGGGAUUUGUUCCUUGUAGCAUUGGCAGUUCUGAGCAGAAUCAACAGAACGCAAGUGAGACCGCGCCAGCGCCAAGAACUUACAGUGUUUUGAAACCGCAUUCGUUGUAAAUGCUCUGUUUUUUCCAUGUUUGCAGAUUGAACUAUGGCAGCAGGAAAUGUAAAUUUGCCAAGUUUAACUUCCUUAUCUUCGUUGAUGCAUGUUAUGUUUGUUAAUUAUAAUAAAAUAAUUACGUAUGUUCCGUUUGGAUAAGAUGA
Solanum verrucosum is the source of this 1524-nucleotide messenger RNA. RefSeq lists its product as uncharacterized. Bases 43 to 1377 code for a protein of 444 amino acids. NCBI's taxonomy places the organism in Eukaryota, Viridiplantae, Streptophyta, Magnoliopsida, Solanales, Solanaceae. The record is from RefSeq and is a predicted model, not a curated record. The transcript has a single exon. Gene Ontology annotation, molecular function: protein binding.